ACCUUUGCCUCUUCACAUUAAUAUAUUCCAUCACCAACUUUUUUUUCAUUUUCCUAGUAUUAAUUAUUCAAAAAACGUACGUAUCGAAUUAAAAAUAUUUGUGUGAUGACGACGACGACGAAGUUCAUGUCCAUUAAUGUAAUUCUUAUUCUCCUUCUUCUGGUCCCACUUGUUGUGUGUCAUGGAGUUGCUGAGGAUCCGGAGGCGGUGGAGAAAUGGUUCAAGAAGCUUCCAUCCGCAAAGCAGCAUCUCUCCAAGCUUCAUUUCUACAUUCACGACAUCAUGAGCGGAGACCACCCAACCACCGUCCCCAUCGCCAGCGCCAACUCCACCGCUUCCUCCCCGACCCGGUUCGGCCUGGUCUACGUCAUGGACAGCCCCUUGACCGAGGGACCCGAGCUCAGUUCCAAGCAAAUCGGGCGUUGCCAGGGGACUUUCACUUUCGCUUCCCAAUCCGAGAUCGGUCUCCUCCUCACCCUCAACUUCGUCUUCACCGACGGCCACUUCAAGGGCAGCACCCUCUCCAUCCUGGGCAACAAGAAGAGAGAUCACCAGUACCGGGAGUACCCCGUUGUCGGAGGUUCCGGUGCUUUCCGGCUGGCCGAGGGCAUUGCCGUCGACAACACUUACACCGGCCCCGUCUCCGAGGGAAGGCCACCCACUGAAUGCCAAGUCAUGGUCUUGCAUUACUCUCAUUCCACCAGCAAGAUGGUCGACGAUAUUUUGAUUUCUGUUUGGGCUCAUACAUUUCCUCACUAUCAAUUAUUUAUUGGGCCAAUAUAUGACAUUGUUGGGCCCGUAUUGGACUAUCACACGCUCAUCGGGGGGCUUCCUGCCUUGACGGACUCACGGGAGCUCAGGGCUCGGGAGGCAGCAGCCCAGGAGGUGAAUGGUGGUGAUGUGGUCGGAAUUGAGGGACUUAAUCACGAUCAUCAGAAGGAGUCCUCCCAAAAGUUGAUAUUACAACCUGAACUUAUACCUAAGCAUGUUGCUCUGUUUUUCGAUGGUCAUCGGAGAUGGGCUGCCCAGAAUGGCUUGUCCUGGGAGGAGGGUUACAGGGCUACCGGAAGACCAAUGAGACAAACGAUUCGCUUCCUUAAUGAAAUUGGAGUCAAAGUUUUUACCAUUUUCGGCUUUUCCGAUAAGAAUUGGCUGCGCCCCAAAGCACGGAUAUCUGUAAUUGGUGACACUUCAAAACUUCCAGAGUCUCAGGCAAAGCGCAUAGCGAUGGCGGAAAUGAUCACAAGAGGCAACAAAGGAAUCCAUUUGGUGGUAGCAUUAAACUGUGGUGGAAGGCAUGGUAUCCUUGAUGCCACCAAAUCAAUGGCUAACAAAAUUAAGGACGGCCGGAUGUCGGUGAGCUGUCAACCUGGAUGGAAGAGGUCCAACCAUCUGGGACAAGUUCGCACAUUCAUACGGCAAAAUAUAUAUGAUCUCAGCAAUGCCGAUGUAGCCGUGACUCAAUAUCAUCGCACAUUCAUGGGCAUGGAUGGCUACAGAUUUUCCAUUGCCUGGACCAGGAUUUUCCCAAAUGGAACAGGGCAACUGAAUCAGGCCGGAGUUGAUCAUUACAACAAUCUCAUCAACGCUUUACUCGACAAUGAGAUUGAGCCUUAUGUGACAAUCUACGACUGGGAUCUUCCUCAGGCAUUGGAGGACAAAUAUCAAGGAUGGCUUAGUCCCGAAAUCAUCAACGACUUUGCUGUGUUUGCUGAGACAUGCUUUGAAGAAUUCGGGGACCGAGUAAAACAUUGGAUCACAUUCAACGAGCCUCGGACUGUUGCCGUCCAAGGUUACGAUGCCAAUUGCAAAAUGGCGGUACUGGAAGGUGAGAUUAACAACUUCAUUUUUGUAUGGUCAACGGUCCUGGCAUCCCUCUGUUACUGUCACGCCGCCGGCAAGAUUUUCCGGCAAGGCGUCUCGAGAAGCCUGGCCAUACUUCCGGUAGCUUUACUCUUCUUCUAUCUCCCUUUGAAUCUAAACUCCGUCAAUCUCGGGAUUUAUGCUUACAAACAAUUCAUCCCGCAAAAGAUCAUUUGGUUUUUCUAUUGUCUCCACAUUUAUUUCACCCUUGAAAUCAUUCUGGCAUCGGUUUCAGCCCUUGCGCGAGCCACGAUUCGAGUCGAGUUAGAGCAUCCGUUUAACCAACCAUAUUUGGCCACUUCACUCCAAGAUUUUUGGGGAAGGAGAUGGAAUCUGAUGGUCUCCAACAUCUUACGGCCCACAGUGUAUGAUCCGGUCCGUUUGAUCUCGGAGAGCGUCCUGGGCUCUGACUGGGCUGCCAUACCAGCCGUUCUUGCAACGUUCGUGGUGUCUGGGCUAAUGCACGAGCUGGUUUUCUACAAUUUUGGUAGGUUGAAGCCCGACGGGGAAGUUCUGUGCUUCUUCCUUCUUCACGGGGUGGCUUUGGCUGUUGAAAUUGUGGUCAAAAGAGCACUAAAGGGCAGAAUUAGUGGGGUACCUGGAAUUGUGUCUGGGCCUUUGACGCUUGCUUUUGUGAUGUAUACAAGUUUUUGGCUGUUUUUUCCUCCAUUUUUGAGGGCUAAGGUAGAGUGGAAAGGGUGUACUGAGGUACUUGCUUGUAUUGAAUUCCUUAAGAGUGGUCGGCUUGUUAGUCCCGCCAAUUUUACCUGCCCGUUUCCAUUCUAA
Messenger RNA from Oldenlandia corymbosa var. corymbosa, 2649 nucleotides. The record is from the annotation of a GenBank genome assembly. Lineage: Eukaryota; Viridiplantae; Streptophyta; Magnoliopsida; Gentianales; Rubiaceae.